Molecule: messenger RNA, 5229 nt
Organism: Ictalurus furcatus (blue catfish)
Lineage: Eukaryota; Metazoa; Chordata; Actinopteri; Siluriformes; Ictaluridae
Gene: mat1a
Product: methionine adenosyltransferase I, alpha
Exons: 9
Coding region: 837-2009 (390 amino acids)
Biological process (GO): S-adenosylmethionine biosynthetic process
Cellular component (GO): cytosol
Molecular function (GO): methionine adenosyltransferase activity; ATP binding
Source: RefSeq, a predicted model, not a curated record
UAGGCUCCAGGUUCCCCGUGACCCUGAAAAGGAUAAAGCGGUAUAGAAGAUGGAUGGAUGAAUGGGUGGUAGGCAUAUUUUAACAUAGUAGAAUUGGCAUUGCAUGACAAAUAUGUUGCAAAAAUUUGGCACUGAAAUACCACAUACUUAAGAGUGAAUAAAAAUCACAAAUGAGCUACACUCAUCAUGUUAUUUAAAACACUCUAAAACACUUUUGUUAGUGCACAGUCCUUGCCUGCAUGCUAUCAAGUCUCAAAAUCUCGUUAUAGCUAAAUGUUACUGUGUAAGUUAUCAGAUAACGUGUGUGCAAACAUCAAAACCUCUCAUUUAAUACAAUGCAGUUAUAUUUGCUUUGUAAAAGCUUUAUUACCUUUUCUCAUUCUAAACUCAGUUUCUAAACUCAGUGUACAACACACUGGAGCACAGCAAUGCUAUUUUGAGAUACUCAUAGGAACCUGAUCACAAGGCAAGGAGUCCAACCAUAUGCCGAUAUCCUACUGCCCUUCUUUCUACGCUCUAGUCAGACAAUAAAGGGUUAACAGAAUGCCUUUAAACUCUGAAUCUCCUCCCUCCACAACUCCCCCUGAAACAUUCAACCUCACCGAUUUACAUAAGGCAUAUGUAUGUAUGUGUGUGUGUGUGUGUGUGUGUGUGUGUGUGUGGCCAUAAAUAGGAGCAUGCUUGCUUAGAGACCUAUUGAUAUUCAGUGACCUAACUGUAGGAUCUGAGAUCCUAAAAUCUGAAGGAUAUAAAGAAUACUUUUCAGCUGCACUUGGAAACCUUUUAAAAGCCCCUUUUAGAUAUUCCUUUCUAGUUUAUCGAGUUAGAUUACAAACAUGGAUGCAAUGAAUGACUUCACAGAUGAUGAUUCUUUCAUGUUUACGUCAGAGUCAGUGGGAGAAGGGCAUCCAGACAAAAUUUGUGACCAGAUCAGUGAUGCAGUCCUUGAUGCACAUUUGAAGCAGGACCCAGAAGCCAAAGUGGCCUGUGAGGCUGUCUGUAAGACUGGUAUGGUGCUUCUGUGUGGUGAGAUCACAUCCAAGGGCAGUGUGGACUACCAGAAAGUUGUGAGGGACACCAUCAAACACAUUGGUUAUGAUAACUCUGAUAAAGGUUUUGACUAUAAGACCUGCAAUGUACUGGUGGCUCUUGAGCAGCAGUCUCCUGAUAUUGCACAGGGUGUACACAUUGAUCGGCGUGAAGAGGACAUUGGAGCUGGAGACCAGGGUCUGAUGUUUGGUUAUGCCACAGAUGAGACAGAGGAAUGCAUGCCUCUAACCAUUGUCCUUGCCCACAAACUCAAUGCCAAAAUGGCUGAACUGCGUCGUGAUGGCACUAUUCCUUGGCUCCGUCCGGAUUCUAAAACACAGGUGACUGUACAUUACAAGCAGGAGAAUGGAGCCAUGGUUCCUGUGCGUGUGCACACUGUGGUCAUUUCAGUCCAGCAUGAUGAUUUCAUCUCACUGGAGGAGCAGAAGAGGAUUUUGAAGGAGAAGGUCAUCAAUGCUGUAGUGCCAGCUAAGUAUCUCGAUGACAAGACCAUAUACCAUCUACAGCCCAGUGGCCGCUUUGUUAUUGGAGGACCUCAGGGAGAUGCUGGACUCACUGGCAGGAAGAUCAUUGUGGAUACAUAUGGUGGAUGGGGUGCCCAUGGUGGUGGAGCUUUCUCUGGAAAGGACUACACUAAGGUGGACCGUUCUGCAGCUUAUGCUGCCCGCUGGGUGGCCAAGUCUCUGGUCAAAGCUAAACUUUGCAAGAGAGUUCUUGUACAGGUGUCUUAUGCUAUUGGAGUGAACCACCCACUGUCUAUCUCACUCUUUACCUACGGUUCAUCUGAGAAGACAGAGAAAGAACUGCUUCAUAUUGUCAACAAAAACUUUGACCUUCGGCCGGGUGUUAUCGUUAGGGACCUGAAGCUGAAGAGGCCCAUUUACCAGGAAACUGCCUGCUAUGGUCACUUUGGCCGACCUGGAUUUACCUGGGAGGUUCCCAAGACCCUUGUAUUUUAAGCUGAGCAAGGCUCAGGAGACGCUUCCAUGAGACAACCAUGAAGAUCUGUAUCAGAAUAACUGAGAGCAAUCCUGCCUUCUCCCGUCCCUCGUUGUUUUUACUCAUCACACCAUCUGAAUGCCAAUAUACUCAUCUGAAACGAGGCUCAACAGUGUAUGAAAAUUGUCCCAUGCUGUGUUUUUUUUAAUUUAUUUUUUUAGAAGGAGCUGUCAAAAGUUUGUGGACACCUGACCAUCACACCCAUCUGUGCUUUUUGAUCAUCCCAUUCCUGAUUUAGUCCCCCUUUGCAUUUGUAAUAACAUCCACUCUUCUGGGAAGGCUUUCUACUAGAUCAAUGGUCUUCAAUCUUAUCAGCAAAGGGCUGGUGUGGCUGCAGAAUUUCAUACUAGCCAAAUGGGAUGUACACUUGAUAGUUGAACAAGGUGAACUGAUUAAACAAGGGGAAUCAGGUGUGGCUCCUACUUGGUUGGAAUGAAAGCAGGCAGCCGCACCGGCCCUUUGUGGAUAAGACUGAAGACCCCUGCACUAGAUUUUGGAGCAUGGCUGUGGGGAUUUGCCCAUUUAGACACAAGAACAUUAGUGAAGUCAGGCACUGAUGUUGGGUGAGGAGGCCUGAGGUACAGUCAGCAUUCCAAAUCAUCAUCAAGGUGAUCAUCAUCAAUGGGGUUUUCGUUUGCAGGCCACUCGAGAUCUUCCAGUCCACUCUUGGCAAACCUUGUCUUCGUGGACUUCAUUUCACUGUACAGGGGCAUUGUCAUGCUGGAACAGGUUUGGGCCCCUUAGUCCCCUAUACAUCCUAUAUAAUUGUGUGUUUCUAACAUUGUGGUAACAGUUUGGGCAAGACCAAUAUAUGGGUGUGAUGGUAAGGUGUCCACAAACAUUUUUGCCAUAUAGUGUAUUUUCCGAUUUUCCAUAUCUGUAGAAAAUGAGGCAUUUUUGCUCAACCUUGUCUUAUUUUAACAUGCAAAGUUAACACUGUUGUAAAAAGCAUUGGCAAGAAAUUCCACAACAACUGCUGCCUUUGAAACAAACCGACCACAUGGAAAUUUAUACUGCUCAGGGACUGAUUGCAGUAACAGCUCUAAUUCAGAGCCAUUCAUAUCUUAAUUGUAAGUGCAAUAUAUAAGUUGUAAGUGCAGUCGUUUCCUAUCAGUUAAGUCUUAAGUACCACAGCAGCUUAAACUGAGUGCUAGAUAAGACUUACAGUCAAUACUUUUUAGAAUCCUUGUGGGAAACACACAAAUUACCACUAUUUUCAUUAUGGUAUCAUAUACAUAAUAUUGUACAGUGCUGUGAAAAAUGAUUUGCUUGCCUGAGUGAAAAUGUACUUGCCGCCGUAGUUACUAAUUCCCCAAAUCUAUGAAACUGCAUUCAUAAUGGGGUUCAGCUGGACUAGACACAACCAGGCCUGAUUACUGCAAACCCUGUUCAAUCAAAUCAACACUUAGAUAACACAAUAGAACUUUUUCAACAACAUGAAGUAAAGAAGAAAUUCCAGAAAUGAUGAGGAAGAAGGUGAUUGAAAUACAUCAGUCUGGAAAGGAUUACAAAGCUAUUUCAAAGGCUCUAGGACGCCAAAGGACCACAGUGAGAGCCAUUAUCUCUAAAUAAAACUGCACAGUAGUGAACCUUCCCAGAAGUGGUCGACCUUCCAAAAUUCCUCCAAGAGCACAACAAUGACUCAUCCAGCAAGUCACAAAAGAGCCAAGGACAACAUCAAAGGAACUACAGGCCUCUCUUGCAUCAAUAAAGUUCACUGUUCAUGACUGCACUAUCAGAAAGACACUGGGCAAAAAUGGCAUCCAUGGAAGAGUGGCAAGAUGAAAACCACUGCUAACCCAGAAGAACAUUAAGGCUUGACUGAAUUUUGCAAAAACACACCUUGAUGUCCUUUUGGGAGAAUAUUCUGUGGAGCUGUUUGGAAAACAGGGGUUCCGUUACAUCUGGCAUAAACCAAACACAGAAUUCCACAAAAAGAACAUCAUACCUACAGUCAAGCAUGGUGGUGGAUGUGUGUGAUGGUGUGGGGAUGCUUUUCUGCUUCAGGGACUGGGCAACUUGCAAUAAUUGAUGGAAACAUGGAUUCUGCUCUCUACCAGAAAAUCCUAAAGGAGAAUCUCCGGUCUUCCAUCCGUAAAUUGAAACUCAAGCGCAACUGGUUUAUGCAGUGACACAAUGAUCCAAAGCAUAGGAGUAAGUCCUAGUCCUAGAAGUAACUGAAACAUUGAUUUCCAGUUAUUGGAAGCAUUUGGAUUUUUUUUUUUUUUGCUUCAAUAAAAAAUUAAUUCAUAAAUAAAACCUGUAUUGUACUAUUUAAACUAUUUAAUGAGAUAUACACAAAAACAGAUGAAAUCAGAAUACUUUUUCAUAGCACUGUAUAUGACUAUCUAGUUGAAGUGCAGUUGUCUUGUCCUUAUCAUCUCCACAAAAAAAAUCUGCUGCUUUUCAUGGAGAAAUUCAUAGUUUAUUGACUGAAAAUCAUUAUUGUCUUAUGCAUUAAUAGGACCUGCAAUGCAAAAAAAUUAUCAAUCAAAUAAUGCUGCUCACUAUAAUGCAGGUCACAACAAAGGGUGCAACUAUACCGUUUUUCUUUUCUUACUAUACUGGGUGUUUGUACUAUACUUCAGUUGCAAUACAUACUGUAUGCAAUUUCAAUAUGGUAUUCUGUCCAAGUUGUGCAGCUCCAUUUUAAAACCUGAUACUUUUUACUUUUUUGUUGGUUUGUAGUGAAGCAUGGGUAUGAAUUGGUGGACCAUUAUAAUAUUUAAAGUAAAAUAAGUUUGGUGUGAGACUGUUAUCAAUGUCAAAACAUUACAGGCAUCAUAUGGCUUAAGAAAUUAACUUUGUGCCUUAUUUCAUAUGAUAAAAUAAGUUUUAAAUGUUUGUUGUUUUUUUUAAAUACCAGAGUAUGGCACAAAAAAUAUAUCAGUGUCUGCCUGUUUACAGAUUCACUGUGGUAUAAAGUAAGAACAUUAUGCAACAACAGCUAGUGUAUUAGUGUGUCUGUGUAAUCAGCUAAACUCCAAAUCAUGCUGUAUGACUGAGGUGUACUAAUCCUCCUUUCUAUAUGUCCAAGAUACUGCUUUUUAUAGCCAGCACUACAAGUCCUGCCUGUUCUUAUCAGACCAGUUCUGUUCAAUUGUGACCUGUCUUUGUCAUACGUGAUUUGAUCUGUGUAAAUAAUUGUGAAAAAUUAUUAUUAAAAAAGUGGAACAGUCA